CCCAGUUAGACCCAGAUUUAGUCGGAGUUGGAUUUUACUGGAUCUCAAGCAUUAAUACGAACCGACUCAGAUUCAGUUUGGUUCGGUCUGUACUUUCCGGUUCAGAUUCUAGUCUUGUAUAAUUUGACUGUUGAAGUAGUCUUCUCUCUCUCUACUGGCGCACACACACACACAGUUACACACCAUUGUUGACUGUUGAAUUUUUCGGGUUAUUUUGUACAAUCAAAAACAGUUGAACUCUCAGAUGUCUGGAGUUGCAAAUUGUUCAUAUAUGUAGAUUGGGGCAUCAGGAUCCAGCGGCGUUACUGGAGCUCUGAACGUUUUUGAUUAUGCAUUACAACUGUUCGGUGAAAUGCCUCAACGAGAUUUGUGAUAGCCUCCAGUGUUCAACAAAGCUGUUCCGAUGAAUCCCGUGAAAUUUUAGUCUGAAGUCAGUCAAUCAAAGCAUUCAGACUUGUCAAAAUUUCUCAUUUUUUAGAAAGUGGUGCAUACUGGGUAGGUGCCAAUCUUUCACUGGUUCUUAGCCCAAUGAGCUAAUAAGGACAUGAACAUGACUAUGUUUGCGUAUUUGAAUGGGUAUAAAGUUGGACUUUUUUGUUGAAAUUACGUAACCAUUUGACAAAUUAGUAAUGUAGAAUUUUGGAACAUAAAGUGCGGUUGAUUUGAGUCAUCAUUGUUUAUAGUUGCGGUUGAUUUGAGUCAUCAUUGAUAAUAGUUUCCACAAGUCCCUGAGUUUUUUUCUAUUUUUUGUUUCUUGACUUUCUUGCUCUUGUUGUAUGUUUGCUUCUUAAUCUAAUUUGAAGAAGAUAAGUUAUUGGAUAGAAACAAAUACAUGGGGAAGAAGAGGAUCUUGUUCUUUGCUUAUUCGCUCUUAUUUGCUAUCUUUGUAAGUUUUAGCUUUGCAGAGAUAACGGAAGAGAGUCCUUUGUCAAUAGGAAAAACUCUUAGCUCCUCUAAUGGUGUUUAUGAAUUGGCGUUCUUGAGUUUUAAUAACUCCCUAAACCAGUAUGUUGGAAUCUGGUUCAAGGGUAUCAUUCCUCAGGUGGUUGUGUGGGUGGCAAAUAGAGAGAAGCCUGUUACAGACCCCACUGCAAAUCUCGGUAUCAGCAGCAACGGAACUCUUCUGUUAUCUAAUGGAAAACAUGGUGUUGUGUGGUGGUCUACCGGAGAUAUUUUUGCAUCCAAAGGGUCUCGUGCAGAGCUUACAGACAGUGGGAAUUUUGUUUUCACAGAUAAAGUUUCGGGAAAUACUAUAUGGCAAAGCUUUGAGCAUCUUGGUAAUACUCUGCUCCCUACGUCGACUAUGAUGUAUAAUCUCGUCACUGGUGAGAAACGAGGGUUGAUUUCUUGGAAAAGUUCCACUGAUCCAUCGCCUAGUGACUUUUUGGUUAAAAUUACACCGCAAGUGCCAUCACAGGGGUUUGUUAUGAGAGGCUCUGCACCUUAUUAUAGAACCGGUCCAUGGGCUAAAACAAGGUUCACCGGGUUACCGCAAAUGGAUGAUUCAUACACAAGUCCAUUCAGCAUACACCAGGAUGUAAAUGGGUCAGGGUACUUUUUAUAUUUUGAUAGAUACUACAAACUUUCACGUAUACUGUUAACAUCAGAGGGAUCAAUGAAGGUGUUAAGGCAUAAUGGAAUGGACUGGGAAUCAAGUUACGAGGGUCCAGUUAAUUCUUGUGAUAUUUACGGUGCGUGUGGACCUUUUGGGUUAUGUGUUACAUCAGUACCUCCAAAGUGUAAAUGCUUCAAAGGUUUCGUUCCUAAAUCCAUUGAGGAGUGGAAAAGAGGAAACUGGACUGGUGGUUGUGUGAGGCGUACUGAACUAUACUGUCAUGCAAACUCUACUGGCAAAGAUGCCAACAUCUUCCAUACUGUUCCCAACGUAAAGCCUCCAGACUUUUACGAGUAUGCAAAUUCUGUGGAUGCUGAAGAAUGUUACCAAAACUGCCUUCACAAUUGUUCUUGUGUGGCCUUCGCGAACAUUCCGGGAAUAGGGUGCUUAAUGUGGAGCAAGGACCUAAUGGACACAGUGCAAUUUUCUGCAGGAGGAGAAGUUCUUUCCGUUCGUCUUGCACAUUCUGAGCUAGAUGUAAAUAACGACAAGAAGUCCAUUGUUGCUAUUACAGUGAGCCUUACCCUUUUUUUGAUCUUGGGCGUUGCUGCAUUUGGUAUAUGGAGAUUCAGAGCAGCUCAUAUAUCAAAGGAUGCAUGGAGAAAUGAUCUGAAAACACAAGACGUCCCAGGUUUAGAAUUUUUUGAGAUGAAUACCAUACAAACUGCUACAGAUAGUUUCAGUCUAUCAAACAAACUUGGAUAUGGUGGAUUUGGUUCCGUUUACAAGGGAAAACUGCAAGAUGGAAGAGAAAUUGCGGUAAAACGCCUUUCUAGCAGCUCUGAGCAAGGUAAACAGGAGUUCAUGAAUGAAAUAGUACUGAUAUCAAAACUUCAACACAGAAACUUAGUCCAGGUUUUGGGAUGCUGCGUCGAAGGAAAAGAGAAGCUAUUGAUUUAUGAGUAUAUGAAAAACAAAAGCCUAGAUACUUUUGUCUUUGAUUCAAGAAAAAGGCUCGAGAUAGAUUGGCCAAAGAGAUUUGAGAUCAUUCAAGGUAUUGCACGUGGACUUCUCUAUCUCCACCGUGACUCACGCCUCAGAGUUAUUCACCGAGACCUGAAGGUCAGCAACAUUCUUCUGGACGAGAAAAUGAACCCGAAGAUAUCAGAUUUUGGAUUGGCUCGGAUGUUUCAGGGAACCCAAUAUCAGGACAAAACUCGCAGGGUUGUCGGAACUCUAGGAUAUAUGGCUCCUGAGUAUGCAUGGACUGGAGUAUUCUCUGAGAAAUCAGACAUCUACAGCUUCGGAGUUCUACUGUUAGAAAUCAUCAGCGGAGAGAAGAUCUCAAGGUUCGGCUUUGGCGAGGAAGGAAAAGCACUUCUUGCAUAUGUAUGGGAAUCUUGGUGUGAAACCCGUGGAGUUAAUCUUUUGGACCAAGCUCUUGCUGAUUCUUGUCACCCCUCUGAAGUUGGAAGGUGUGUCCAGAUUGGUUUGCUUUGUGUUCAACACAAACCUGCAGACAGACCAAACACACUUGAGUUGCUGUCUAUGCUCACCACAACAUCAGAUCUUCCUCUACCUAAACAACCCACAUUUGCAGUGCACACUAGAGAUGACGAAUCACCGUCUAAUGAUUCGAUGAUCACUGUCAAUGAGGUGACAGAGUCUGUGAUCCAAGGACGUUGAGCAACAAUAUGUGAUGGAAACUGUAGAAUUGUGAUUAAUUUACUAAUCUUGUUGAUAAUUUCAACUUACAUUAUUUUUCUUAUAUUAUUUCAUUAUGUAAAAAGAGAAAAUUACAUCCAUAAUUAUAUAUAGAUUAUAUGCAAAAAAACAAUUUCAAAGAGUUGGUAAUUUCCUAACCGAACUCAGUAGUGAGGUUUGUCUUCAGAUGACUACGAACGCACUAUACGUGUUUGAUGAAAGGCUUGAACGAAAUACAAAAAUUUCAAAAGCUGGCCACAAGGAGUUGUGGCUGAUGCGUAAACCCGUGGCAGUGUUUAAGUUUCAGUUAAAGCUUUUAAAGUCGGCAUUUUGACGGCGGUUUUUAAAAAGUUGCUUAUAACCCAGAUGGAGACUUCAGAAACGGUAGCGAACCUUUGAGUGGUGUACGUUCUUGGAAUGUUCCGGUUACGCGCUCUAAGUGUUUGAUGAAAUGCCCCAACAAAAUACAAAUUUUUUAAAGGUGGCCUCUAGGACUAGGAGUUGGUGUUAUAGUAAAAACCCGUACAUUGUUUAAGAUAUAAAGACAACAAGUCCUUUGUCAAUAGGACAAACUCUGAGCUCUCCCGAUGGAGUUUAUGAGUUAGGCUUCUUCAGUCCUAAUAA
Messenger RNA from Camelina sativa (false flax), 3883 nucleotides. The record is from RefSeq and is a predicted model, not a curated record. NCBI's taxonomy places the organism in Eukaryota, Viridiplantae, Streptophyta, Magnoliopsida, Brassicales, Brassicaceae.